AUGAUCAAGUUUUACUUUUUCCUUCUUCUUUUCGUGCUCUUCUCCUUUCAUCAAUUCCUCACAGUGAAGGCUCAAAACAAUUCACUUCCAACAACUUUUGAAAAUUGUUACGCAUUUCGAUCCAAAUCCUCAUCUGACAUUUACAAAGUUGAAUGGACAUUGGAUGAACUAAAUGAUCGAUUGAGUGUAAAAUUUACUCUUCCAAGUGCUCCAGGUUACGGAGCGGUCGGAUUUAAAAAUCCAAAUCAAGGAUUUGGAAUGUCAGGAAGUACCGUUUUGCUUGGUUAUGGAAAUGGAAUUGUCAAUGAGUACUUUGCCAGUGGCAAUACUCAACCAAACAAACUCACCAACAACCAAUUCAUUGUUGCCUCUUCUUCCACCAUUGGAAAUGUCACCACCUUAACCUAUGUAAGAACUCUCUCACGUCCCAAUGGAGCUCCAAACACUUAUUUUGCGUUUACCAAGAAUAACAGUGUCACUCUUUUAUUUGCAAGCUCUUUGAAAGUACCUGCCAGUCCAACGAGUUUUCUACAACAUUACAGAGCUGAUUUGUAUUCGGGAGGACUUGAUUUUUAUAUGAAGAAUGUGAAUACUUGUAUUCCUAUUACUUCGGGAGUAACAAUGAGAAUGGAUGGAUGGGAUGGAUUAAGAAUGAAUGGAUUGCAUUCUAUGGUGAUGUUGUGUUUGACAAUAUUUUCUAUUAUGGUGUGGUAA
Messenger RNA from Naegleria fowleri, 714 nucleotides. RefSeq lists its product as uncharacterized. The record is from RefSeq and is a predicted model, not a curated record. The transcript is spliced from 2 exons. Bases 1 to 714 code for a protein of 237 amino acids. Lineage: Eukaryota; Heterolobosea; Eutetramitea; Acrasida; Naegleriidae.